This is a messenger RNA of Grus americana (Whooping crane), 4414 nucleotides long. It is a transcript of the gene SLC6A12, whose product is annotated as solute carrier family 6 member 12. Bases 101 to 1924 code for a protein of 607 amino acids. NCBI's taxonomy places the organism in Eukaryota, Metazoa, Chordata, Aves, Gruiformes, Gruidae. The record is from RefSeq and is a predicted model, not a curated record. Gene Ontology annotation, biological process: sodium ion transmembrane transport. The transcript has 15 exons. Gene Ontology annotation, cellular component: membrane.
UAUCUCUUUGGCACUCAGUGGAUUCCCUGUCUGGACUCCAGUGUGACGGGACAGGACAGGACAGGCUUGCCUGGAGGAGACCUGCCCUGGGUUCAGAGCCAUGACAAGAGCUGUGGCCCAGGAAGGAGAGCCCAAUGGGGCCAUUGCAGCUCCAGAAGAGAUAAAAGAGGAGGAAAUGGAAGAGAGAGGCCAGUGGAGCAGCAAAAUGGAGUUUGUGCUAUCUGUGGCUGGGGAGAUCAUUGGUCUGGGUAACGUGUGGAGGUUCCCAUACCUCUGCUACAAGAACGGUGGUGGAGCCUUCCUCAUCCCUUACCUCAUCUUCCUCUUCACCUGCGGGAUCCCCCUGUUCUUCCUGGAGACGGCGCUGGGGCAGUACACCAGCCAAGGAGGGGUCACUGCCUGGAGGAAGAUCUGUCCCAUCUUUGAAGGAAUUGGAUAUGCCUCACAAGUCAUUGAGUGCUAUCUGAAUAUCUACUACAUCAUCAUCUUGUCCUGGGCACUCUUCUACCUGUUCAGCUCCUUCACCACGGUGCUACCGUGGGCCAGCUGCAAUAACCCCUGGAACUCAGAUCUCUGUGUGGACAUUCUGAAUAGCUCCAGCCUGGACAACAGGACCUUGCCUGCGAAUGCCACCUCCUCAAUGAUUGAGUUUUGGGAGAAGCGAGUCCUGGGGCUCACGGAUGGUAUUCACAAACUGGGCACUGUGCGCUGGGAGCUGGCUCUGUGUCUCCUGCUGGCGUGGAUCAUCUGCUACUUCUGCAUCUGGAAAGGGGUCAAGUCCACAGGCAAAGUUGUUUACUUCACUGCCACCUUCCCGUACGUGAUGCUUAUCAUUCUGCUGGUGCGAGGUGUCACGCUGCCAGGUGCCGCCGAGGGGAUCAUCUUCUACCUGAAACCGGACAUUUCCAGGCUGGCAGACCCCCAGGUCUGGAUGGAUGCAGGCACUCAGAUCCUCUUCUCUUACGCCAUUUGCCAGGGGUGCCUGACAGCUCUGGGCAGCUACAACAAAUAUACCAACAACUGUUACAGGGACUGCAUCAUGCUCUGCUUCUUGAACAGUGCCACCAGCUUUGUUGCUGGCUUUGCCAUUUUCUCGGUGCUGGGCUUCAUGGCUCAAGAGCAGGGUGUGCCCAUUGCAGAAGUGGCUGAAUCAGGUCCUGGCCUGGCUUUCAUAGCAUAUCCAACGGCAGUAACAAUGAUGCCUGUGUCUCAGCUCUGGUCCUGCCUCUUCUUCCUCAUGCUGAUCUUCUUGGGACUGGACAGCCAGUUUGUCUGUGUGGAAAGCAUGGUGACGGCUCUUAUUGACAUGUUCCCGGGAGCGUUUCGGAGGAAGGGACGUCGGGAGUUGCUGAUCCUGGCCAUUGCAGUCAUAUGCUACCUGCUGGGCUUAUUGCUGAUCACUGAGGGUGGGAUGUACAUCUUCCAGCUCUUUGACUACUAUGCUGCCAGUGGCACAUGCCUGCUCUUCCUGGCCAUUUUUGAAGUCAUAUGUGUAGGAUGGGUAUAUGGUGCCAACCGCUUCUACGACAACGUUGAGGACAUGAUUGGUUUCCGGCCGUGGCCCUUGAUCAAGAUAUGCUGGCUAGUGUUCACCCCGGGUCUGUGUUUGGCCGUCUUCCUGUUUUCCCUGAUCAAGUACACACCCUUGAAAUACAACAAUUCCUACGUCUACCCACUCUGGGGCUACGUGGUGGGCUGGUUGAUGGCACUCUCCUCCAUGGUCUGCAUUCCUCUCUACGCCAUCUUCAUCCUCCUGAAAACCAAAGGACCCCUGAAGCAGCGGCUAGCACAGCUGAUUUCCCCAGCGGAGGAUCUGCCGCAGCCCAAGAAGCACGUGGCGAGUUUGUCUGAACUGAAGCGCAAGGGAUGGUGUCCCCCGGUCCAGCAGGUGCUCAGCAUCACAGAGAGAGAAACCCACUUCUAAGGCACAAGGGAUGUCUCCUCCGUACCCUGGACUGAUUUGCUCUCUCCUUCCCAAAGUGGGUUUUUUUGUUCUCUCCUGGGCUCUUCCCUUCUCUCCUUCACGUCUGAGACAGAAGCAUCUGGGACAUUCUCUCUUUCCGGCCAGCUGGUUGCACCCACCAGGGACAGCGUUUCUUUUGACACCCUGGGGACAGCUCUCCCUGUCAGCAGCUGGGGAGAGAGCAGCACACUUUUGUUAGAAGUGUGCUCCAGUACUGACACUGGUGGGGAAGAGAAAAACAAUGUAUUAACAAAAAAAGAAAAGAAGAAAAAGGAAAAAAAAGAAGUGGCUGAGUGGGAAACCACCGUGGUGACAGAGCAGAGAGUAACGGUGUGCAGGAGCAAAGUUGGGGAUGCAAAGGCACAAAAGGACAGGGCGCUAGCGCAGGGAAUAAGUAAGUUGUCUCAGAAGUACAUAAGAAGCUGGAGGAUGACAAUGGAAGGUGCAUUGCUAGGUCACCUACGUACGAGGGAGAGGGAGCCAGGAACGCAUCAUAGGCAAUGAUAAAAGGAGCUGCAGGGUUAGUAGUUACGGCUUCAGUUGUCACUGAAAGGGAAAAGAGUGACACAGUGCUCCAUGCAACCAUAGUUACUGAUGAUGGAUCUCAAGGCAGUGUCAGGAUGGAAAAGGGGUGAGGAAUAGCUAUCUAGGGGACUUGCUCAUGGUCAAAACUACACGACCCACUGAAAACACAUUCAAGAGUGAAAUAGAUGAAUGUUUGACAAUUCUUUCAGAAAAUUCAUGGAGUGCAGGAAAAGUCCCAGAGCAGUUGGUAAAAAAAAAUGAGCUGCAACACAGCAGGGAGAAAUGAGACCCUGGGGACUGCACGCCCACAAAUUUAACUGCACUGCUGGGGCAUUUUGUAGAGGAAUUAAUGAAGGAGUUGAUGGGCCUGAAGCUGUGCUGCAGAGUAGCUUCAGGGCAAGGGUGGGAGAAGGAUUGUGCUCCCUCAACUUUGCUGCAGAUGACUGCUCAGGGGAUGGGGAAGACAUAAUUGGGUGCAAUAAUCAGGCAAGAUAAAUUGAUAAUUAAUAGGUAAGAUGGGUUCAUUGGAACCAGAUUGUAUCAAAUUAAAGGUCUGUCGUUGCCAGCGUAGUCAUGAAUGUUAGGCGAUGGCUGGGAGGGAUUGCGCUCGGACGCGGCGUUUGGUGCGAUGCCACACAGCUCUGUCCUGUGGAGGCUGGGGUUGUAAAACUCCCUGCCAAAGCCUGCUUGAAUGCCUAUCGGGAUUUCACAGUUAAAACCACAGGAAAAGACAGCGGCAGGAUCCCCGCAGGAGCUUUGCUGUGGUCGAGGGCAUACGUGCCAGCGCACGGCUGUGCUGCAAUAGUGGCGCAUCACACCACACCAGAGAAUGGCCAUUAGAAGGAAUCAGAGAAGCCACAGGCUCCUUUCCCUUGUUCCUCGUUCCAAGUAAUUGCUUUUCCCUGUGCUAUGUGGAGAUAAACCACCAGCACUGAAAGUAAGCGGGAAAAUUGGGCCUCAUCUGUGCAAUGCAGUACCUAUUCCAAUUGCUAUGGGAACCUUAUCUUUUGCAGCUUCCUGUGAGUUUAACUGGUGAAUUAGCAUAGGGCAAUCUUUUCCCCAUUUAAUUUCCUUUCCUUUAAAACCUGAAAACUAAAAACUGUUGGUGAAAUGAACACUGAAAGUCAAGUAGCAAAAUUUGUACCUCUCUGGGACAUUAUCACUUGAUUGGAGAUGAUUUACUGUAAAAGGUAGAGAUAGCUGGCAAACCUCUUUCUUGUUCCCUGCAAAGGACUGCAAUAACACAUAAGAUACCAUUUAUUUUAUUUUUGUUUUUGUAUAGAGCUGAAUGUUACAUUGCAGCAGUAGUUGUAGGAAGUGCUUAACAUCCACAGGCUUGCAGUCAGGCCUCGUGGUAAGUAUUUUGGUGUUUUUUCCUCUCCCUCCCAGCGGUGCUGCUCACGAUUUGGUGGGGGGAGCAGCUCCCUGCAGCGGGUCUCUACGUGCAGCUGCCACCAAGGAGCAGCAGUGCCAGGGUGGCACAGCCCAAUCAGCUGGGGGAACCACCAGCCUCGGGAGGGUGCCGGGUGCUUGCUCUGCGGCUGCCUCCCCACGCUCGGAGCUGUGGCAGGGCCGUGCACGAGCGGUUUGAUUUCAGGCACAGGCUGCAGCUGCCUUGGCAGUACCCACGGUCAGAAUGGUGGUACUGGUUUGAGAAGGAAACCUGCCUUCUCUUCGUCAAGCAACAGAAAGUUAAAGGUCUGGGACUUGCCAUUCAGAUUCAGUCUUAGGCAUUAGCAUGGGUUUCUUGUAUGACCCUUGCCAGGGCAUUUAAUCCCUUUGCUCCUGCUGCCAUGCCUUUUAGGUGUAAGGUAGUGUCGUACUGCCAGGGAAGUCGUGGAAUGUGUUCACUCCUUUUUCUGAGGUAGCUGGAUAACACUGCAAAAAUCCUAGAGAAAUAAAUCACUUUUCAGUUUUGAGCAUGAA